Eimeria mitis is the source of this 669-nucleotide messenger RNA. RefSeq lists its product as uncharacterized. Lineage: Eukaryota; Apicomplexa; Conoidasida; Eucoccidiorida; Eimeriidae. The record is from RefSeq and is a predicted model, not a curated record. The transcript has 2 exons. The coding region runs from base 1 to 669 and encodes 222 amino acids.
AUGCUGACCUCUGCGUUGAUCGUCGCGCUGCAGCGACACCUCUACACGCAAGCUGCAGCAGCAGCAGCAGCAGCAGCAGCAGCAGAUAAAGCAGCAGAUAAAGCAGCAGCAGCAGCAGAUAAGGCAACAGCAGCAGCAGCAGAUACAGCAGAAGCAGCAAUAGUAGCAGCAGCAGCAGCAGCAGCAGCAGCAGAUAAAGCAGAAGCAGCAGCAGUAGCAGCAGCAGCAGCAGCAGCAGCAGUAGCACCGGCAGUAUCAGCCGAAGCAGCAGCAGAUACAGCAGAAGCAGCAGCAGAUACAGCAGAAGCAGCAGAAAGAGCAGAAGCAGCAGCAGCUGCUGCUGCAGACAGAGCAGAAGCAGCAGCAGCAGCAGCAGCAGCAGAUGUACCGGAGGAAAAAGCAGCAGCAGCAGCAGUAGAUAGAGCAGCAGCAGCAGCAGCAGCAGCAGCAGACGCAGUAGGCAGAGCAGCAGCAGCAGCAGCAGCAGCAGCAGCAGCAGACGCAGUAGGCAGAGCAGCAGGCAGAGGAGGAGAGAUAAAGACAGAAGGAGACAGAAAGGGAGACAGAAAAGGCGACAGAAAAAAAAACAACGAAGAAGACAGAAAAGGAGACAGGAGACGGAAGAGGAGACAGCAAAAAGGAGACAGAAAAAGAGAGAGACAGAGAUAA